Bombus terrestris (buff-tailed bumblebee) is the source of this 2374-nucleotide messenger RNA. RefSeq lists its product as uncharacterized. The record is from RefSeq and is a predicted model, not a curated record. The transcript is spliced from 4 exons. Lineage: Eukaryota; Metazoa; Arthropoda; Insecta; Hymenoptera; Apidae. Gene Ontology annotation, cellular component: neuron projection. The coding region runs from base 1 to 438 and encodes 145 amino acids.
AUGAAAACCGUCCUAUUCUCAUCUUCAGGGAGCAAGAUAUGCAAAUCUAAAAAGUUUCUCACGUGCAUCGUACCUGUUUCAGGCAGUGCUUUUCCACCCGAAUUCGCUGAUACUAUCCAAAAUGUAACGGUAUCGCUGGGAAGGGACGCAACUUUUACGUGUCUGGUCAAUCAUUUAGGGUGCUACAGGGUUGGUAGGGUGAAAGUGGAUACUAAGGCGAUCCAAGCGAUCCACGAUCACGUAAUAACUCACAAUAACAGGGUCUUGGUAUCUCAUAGUGACCAUACUACGUGGAAUCUUCACAUAAAGAACGUACAACAGGAAGAUGAGGGACGCUACAUGUGUCAGAUUAACACAGAUCCAAUGAAAAGCCAGAGUACUUGCUCAGAGGAUGAACUAAAAAUAGAUAAAAGUGAGAGUUUAAAAACUAAUUGUUGAAUAUAUAGUACAUUUGUAUUACCAACGUGCGAGAGUGAGGGAACGUAGAACAAAAACACACACAUGUAUGUAUCCCAUCCCUAGUAUGUAUGAGAGCGUCACGUGAUGACCUAGGACUCCGUUGAGACAAAAGAGAGAAGUGCAGUGUGAAAUCUCGUGCCCUAGGCCUCCGGCGAGUAACCCACGUAGCGAGCUAAGUUACGUGAAUAUUACAAUGAAGUUCUUUGUAAUACUUCUCUAAAUCAUCGCCAUACUUUAACGUUAGUUAAUUGGGGACGUCUAAUUUCGAACAUUGGUUUAAAUAUUUAACUAUGCAGGAUUUUCCAAUGCAAGAAACGGGUUAUUUAUAGAAUUUAAGCACAAAUCAAACACAUCAAACACAUUUAAUUAGUUGCUAUUUUGAGUAUUAUCAGCAACUAUGAUAAGUAAUCGAAAUCAGAGCUUUCUGCGAUUCUGUGCACAGUUUAACCUAUAGGAUGAAUCGUGGUAAGCCGAGAAACUUGGUGAAAUAAUUAGUUCGAAACUAUUUGGAUCGGUAAAGUUCUCGAAUGCAUGUUGUUGUAGAGCACAUCAAUUCCAAUUAAGUGUACGCCGCUACACGUCCUUCCCGAUUAGUUUACACGAUAUCUUUGCCGUGACUGAUUGGAUUUGCAUACUUUAAUACGCAAUUAGCGUACGAACGAAUGUACAUUCUUAUAAAUAUAAUGUAUCGAACUGUUAAAAAAGAUCUGCAAACUAACGAAUUAUCAUUACCAUUACUUAGUGAAUCUUUAAAUGGCAGAAAUGGAAUAGUAUCGAGUUAUUUUAACGGAACCUGUGUUCAUGUAAUUCUGACUACAAUGCAGUAUUAGUUGAAUUUUUAACUAAUCGACUGCACGAUGAUAUGCGCAUUCUCAUAUUUCUGGCAGUUUCUAAUGAUUUUUAUGACCGGUAUCGUGAUGGAAAUACAUAGCAGCUACGCUAUUGUUACCUAAAAUAUGAAAAUUUGGGAAUGGGGACGAGAAUGGAGACGGAGAGUUAUUAGUUACUUACAAUGUUACAAUUUCUGCAAGUAUCGAAGGUAUUCCUCUAGAAGCUUCAAAAGCACGGCAUACCAGAAAAUCUCACAAGCUGUCUAGUAGUAGUAGUAGAUAGUUCAGGAACUCCCGCUUAUGAACACCUUGGCAAUAACACUUAAGCUUCGAUCAUUUUUCUCGUAGCAAAGAGCAAACUUUUUUAGAUGCUACUUAUUAACCACGUAUAUUUACAUUGCUAUUAACAAAAAUUUUAUCAUAAAUCUGUUAUUAGUAUUUUUUAUUUAAAAAAGUCUCGGUCGAUCCUUUUUUUCUUAUACUUAACAUUAAUAUAAUUUUUUUCCAAUAAUUUGAACAGAGCAUGAGUUAUUUCAGAAUUUGCAGAAUUGUAGAACUUGUUUCCAAUAAAGUUAAAUUCCCUUAUCUAUGAACAAUGACACGCGAUGAUUACGCAGCAAUCUAAAUGCAUAUAAUUUGUAUAUUGCAUAAAAUAAAAUUUGUACUUUUACCUAUUCCAACUUGGUCUCUCUUAGAAGCGUAGAAGGCAAAGAACCUUACAUAAAAUUGACGAGUAGCUAGACGACCCAUUUCCUUUCUAUGUUAAAAAUUUCAACGCAUUCAUGAACACAGAAUUCACGGUGGAAUAAAAUUUCGCUUAAAAAAAAGGGAUAUAAUACAUUUUCGAUUCCAAUAAAGCUAGUAAAAAUUAUGCUAUCCAUGUAAUUGAGAAAUGACUGUAGCGUACUAUUUAAGCAGUCAUGAUGUUUUUGAAAAAUACAAUUCAGAGGAAUCUUUUUCAUAACUUUUAAUGAUCUUUCUUAUAUUUACCAAAUUCUUUGACGUGUUACAUUAAUAAACAUUCCAUAAAAGUGACCUCGAUUAUCUAUUAUUACAAUUACAAUGUAUCUGUUUCUUAAUGUAGU